Danio rerio (zebrafish) is the source of this 1995-nucleotide messenger RNA. NCBI's taxonomy places the organism in Eukaryota, Metazoa, Chordata, Actinopteri, Cypriniformes, Danionidae. The record is from RefSeq and is a predicted model, not a curated record.
CUCCAGGCCAUUUGGUGGCGCUGCUAAAUCUUGCCCAGCCGCAGUCCACCGUAAUCCCCUCCGAGACAAAGAUGUCUGAUUCGUUUCCUUUGUUGUGAUAUCGAAAAAAACGUAGUCUUACUUAAAAUCUCAGCUUCUGGAUUAAGAAAUCAAGCAGUUGUCGUCUGUCGGUAUUGAUCAGCCGUAAAAAUGAGUGGCGGAGUCUACGGAGGAGAUGAAGUUGGAGCUCUUGUCUUUGAUAUGGGCUCGUAUUCAGUGAGAGCUGGAUAUGCAGGAGAGGAUUGUCCCAAGGCUGAUUUUCCUACUGUGAUUGGUGUGACUCUGGACCGGGAAGAUGGCAGUACACCGAUGGAGACAGAUGGGGAGAAAGGAAAGCAAAGCGGAACCACCUACUUCAUUGACACCAACCAGCUCAGGGUUCCUAGAGAAAGCAUGGAGGUCAUGUCACCUCUCAAAAAUGGGAUGAUUGAGGACUGGGACAGUUUUCAAGCCAUUUUAGAUCAUACCUACAAAAUGCACUUCAAGUCACAGCCCGGUCUGCAUCCAGUCCUGAUGUCAGAGGCCUCGUGGAACACACGAGCGAAAAGAGAGAAGCUGACGGAGCUGAUGUUUGAGCAUUACAACAUUCCCGCUUUCUUCUUGUGUAAAUCAGCUGUGCUGUCAGCGUUUGCCAAUGGACGAUCCACAGGCUUAGUGUUAGAUAGCGGAGCAACACAUACUACUGCUAUUCCAGUGCAUGAUGGUUAUGUCCUACAACAAGGCAUCGUAAAGUCUCCUCUUGCUGGUGACUUCAUGAGUAUGCAAUGUAGAGAGCUGUUUCAAGAGUUAGGUGUUGAAAUAGUGCCUCCUUAUAUGAUUGCAUCAAAGGUAAGGCCUUUUGAAGGUUAUGAUUCUCAGUUGAUAAAAAUGUUUGAAUCAAAUAAUUUCAUUAUGUUUUCAUUAAAGGAUUCAGUUCGUGAAGGCACUCCUGCUAGUUGGAAGAAAAAGGAGAAACUACCUCAAGUUACCCGAUCAUGGCAUAACUAUAUGUGUAAUACCGUCAUCCAGGAUUUUCAGGCCUCUGUGCUUCAGGUGUCAGAUUCACCCUAUGAUGAACAAGUGGCUGCCCAGAUGCCCACUGUUCACUAUGAGCUGCCUAAUGGCUACAACUGUGACUUUGGAGCGGAAAGACUUAAGAUUCCUGAGGGUCUUUUUGACCCUUCAAAUGCUAAGGGUCUAUCAGGGAACACCAUGUUAGGAGUCGGCCAUGUUGUGACCACCAGCGUUGGCAUGUGUGACAUUGACAUUCGACCGGGUCUGUAUGGCAGUGUGGUAGUUACAGGAGGAAAUACCCUCAUUCAAGGCUUUACAGACAGACUUAACAGAGAACUCUCGCAGAAGACACCACCUAGCAUGCGUCUUAAGCUAAUAGCCAAUAACACAACUGUGGAGCGCCGAUUUAGCGCCUGGAUUGGAGGAUCCAUCCUUGCAUCCCUGGGAACUUUCCAACAAAUGUGGAUUUCAAAACAGGAGUAUGAAGAAGGUGGCAAACAGUGUGUUGACAGGAAGUGCCCUUAACACGUUCCUUCAACAGCUGGUUGCCUUCAGAAAAUGAAAUCAAAAUAAAUAACACCUCCACCUAGUAGAAAAAGCCUUGUUAGUGGACUCAGGAACUAAGGACACUUGCUGUUAUUUUUAGUGCAAACAAACCAUAUUUUAAACAGUUUAACAUGGUUGCACUCUUUUCUACUCUACACAAUAUUUUCAUAUCCAGUUUGGCAACACAAACUUUUCCGACCACCUAAUUCAUUUCAGAGUAACAGUGACAAGGUUAUGGGGAUAUGCGAAACCUCAAUUCUAUGUUUAGGACAGUUACUGUUUUUUUUUAUUUUAUUUUUUUUAUUUACACCACUUUGUCACUUUCUAGAAAAUGGAUCACAGAAAACAAAUGUUUGUUAUGCUUUUAACAACUGGAUCAACUGAUUGAGGAAUAAAAUUGUUUUUGUUAAACUGGUC